AUGCAAGGAUCAAGAAUACUCGCCGCAUUAAUUUCGCUCCUUGUUCUGGCCACAUCUCCAAUACUAGCAGCCACACCAUGCUAUUCAACAAACAGCUCAUUUGCUUGUGAUUCAGCACCAUCCACCCUCAUAACUACCUUCAAUUCGUCCAGCACGUCUGGAAAUCUGGCUAAAGGAUCCACAGCUGUUGGAUAUAUGAGACUGACAUAUCCAUACUCUCCAACCACGUAUGAAACUAUCCUUGGAACCAAUCUUACCACGAUGAGCGCUACAUUCUAUCCGCGGGUGGAUGAAUUGAGUUCGUUAUAUAUCAACUCGAGCUGGCUCACCAUGACCAACCUAUCCAACUCGGGAAUUGUAGCCAAAGUGUCAUUCGACGUCUUAUGGAAUGGAACCCUUUUCUCAACAUCUGGAAAACUCUUGUUUCAGUCCACGGCAGUCACUGGUAGUUCUGCAGCUGCUUUGGCCUAUGUCAGAAAUAGGACGGCCAUAGUGUCUCUUACUGGAGGAGCAGUUUCGGGUAUCGAUUGGGAAGCCACCUCAUGCACAGCAUCGUCAUGUGCUUGUGUAGAUGGUAUCUGUGGAGAGACAUGCUCGAUUUCCAACACCAAUAAUUGUAAUAUACAGAUAUAUCUGGGAUGGGCGGGAACAGACAUCAGUGGAAAUGUCCUAACUAGUGCCAGCCGAUCUGUGUGGCGGUUCAUGAAUGCAUUCUAG
Molecule: messenger RNA, 717 nt
Organism: Synchytrium microbalum
Lineage: Eukaryota; Fungi; Chytridiomycota; Chytridiomycetes; Synchytriales; Synchytriaceae
Exons: 5
Coding region: 1-717 (238 amino acids)
Source: RefSeq, a predicted model, not a curated record